Candoia aspera is the source of this 9468-nucleotide messenger RNA. It is a transcript of the gene GARNL3, whose product is annotated as GTPase activating Rap/RanGAP domain like 3. The record is from RefSeq and is a predicted model, not a curated record. Gene Ontology annotation, molecular function: GTPase activator activity. Lineage: Eukaryota; Metazoa; Chordata; Lepidosauria; Squamata; Candoiidae. The coding region runs from base 67 to 3087 and encodes 1006 amino acids. Gene Ontology annotation, biological process: regulation of small GTPase mediated signal transduction; activation of GTPase activity. Gene Ontology annotation, cellular component: cytoplasm. The transcript has 29 exons.
CCGGCCGGCCCCAGCUCGCUCGCUCCUCCCGCUGGCCCGGGCCGCCCCCAGCGCAAGACCUCGGCGAUGGCGCUCGAAGCGGCCCCCUUGUCCCGGCUGAGAAGCCGGCGCGCCGCCCUGCUGAGAAAGGGGGUCAGCUUUGAAUGCGAGAGCGAAGGAGACCACUCCAUCUCUGAAGACUUGGGCUGCAGACGUGGAGAAUUCAGUAGGAAGCAUUAUGGUUCGGUAGAACUGCUUAUCUCCAGUGACGCUGAUGGAGCCAUUCAAAGGGCUGGCCGGUUCCGGGUGGAAAAUGGCUCAGUGGACGAGAACGCCGAUUACACUCCUGGUACAUGGCACAGAACAGAUGUGCAUUUGGAGAACCCAGGAUAUCAUACCAGAUGGUACUUCAAGUAUUUUCUAGGAAAAGUUCAUCAGAAUUAUGUCGGCAUGGAUGCAGAGAAGAACCCCUUCUUUCUGUCUGUCGUGCUCUCUGACCAAAACAAUCAACGUGUCCCUCAAUACCGGGCGAUCCUCUGGAGAAAAACAGGUACCCAGAAAAUUUGCCUCCCUUACAGUCCGACCAAAACCUUGUCUGUGAAAUCCAUUUUAAGUGCCAUGAAUCUUGACAAAUUUGAGAAAGGUCCUCGAGAGAUCCUUCACCCGGAGAUUCAAAAGGAUUUAUUGGUCCUUGAAGAACAAGAGGGUUCUGUCAAUUUCAAGUUUGGGAUUCUUUAUGCCAAAGAUGGACAGCUAACAGAUGAUGAAAUGUUUAGCAAUGAAACGGGCAGUGAAAGUUUUCAGAGAUUGUUGAGUCUCUUGGGAGACACCGUUACUCUCAAAGGCUGGACGGGCUACAGAGGAGGACUGGACACCAAAAAUGACACGACAGGGGUUUAUUCCAUCUAUACCGUCUACCAAGGGCAUGAGAUCAUGUUCCACGUUUCAACCAUGCUUCCGUACUCAAAAGAGAACAAACAGCAAGUGGAAAGGAAGAGACACAUUGGAAAUGACAUUGUCACCAUCGUGUUCCAGGAAGGAGAAGAAACUUCUCCAGCAUUCAAACCCUCCAUGAUUCGCUCCCACUUUACACAUAUCUUUGCCUUAGUGCGAUAUAAUAAACAAAGCGACAGCUACAGGCUGAAAAUUUUUUCAGAAGAAAGCGUGCCUCUCUUUGGACCUCCUCUUCCUUCCCCACCAGUGUUUACGGACCACCAGGAAUUCAGGGACUUUCUGCUGGUGAAAUUGAUCAACGGGGAGAAAGCCACUUUGGAAACACCGACGUUUGCUCAGAAGCGGCAGCGAACGCUAGACAUGCUAAUUCGCUCCUUGUACCAGGAUCUCAUGCCUGACAUGCACAAGAACAUGCUUAACAGGAGAUCCUUCAGCGACGUCUUGCCCGAGUCCCCCAAAUCGGCCCGGAAGAAAGAAGAGGCCCGACAGGCGGAAUUUGUCCGUCUUGGCCAGGCCCUCAAACUGAAAACCAUUGUGAGGGGCGAUGCCCCAGCUAUUUUAGCCACCACAAGCCUCUGUAAAAAAGAGCCCUGGGAAUCUCAAUGCUUCUGCAGCAAUUUCCCACACGAGGUCAUCUGUGCAGAUUCCUGGGGGCAGUCCCUGCUGGUCUCAACAGACGUUGGCGUCCUACUCUUAGACGAUGGGCAGCCUCCCAUCCCGGUGUUUGAUAAAACAUUGCAGAUCAAACAGAUGCACAUACUUGAAACGUUGGACCUUCUAAUUACCAGAGCAGACAAAGGGAAGGAGGCCCGGCUUCUGGUGUUCAGGCUGAAUGCCCUAUGGAAAGGCAUCGAAGCAAGGCUAACCAGAAGCAAAAGUGAUUGCCGAGAAAACAAGUUGGAGAAAACAAAAGGCUGCCAUCUCUACGCCAUCAACACUCACCACAGCAACGAGCUGCGGAUCAUUGCCGCGAUCCGAAAUAAGCUGCUCCUCGUCACCCGGAAGUUCAGGCGGUGGGAGAGUCUGAACGGUGCCCCCUUGGUGUCCCCCCAGUCGGAGUCCCCCGUGGAGGAGUUUCAGUACAUCAGGGAAAUCUGCUUGUGUGACCCUCCUGUGGUCAUGACGUUGGUGGAUGGCCCCACCGGAGAAAAUGACAACCUGAUCUGUGUGGCCUACCGACACCAGUUUGACUUGAUCAGUGAGAGCACAGGCGAAUGCUACCGACUGCACAAUGUUGACACGAGCAGGGUUAAUUUUGUUGCAGCUAUUGAUGUGUAUGAAGAUGGAGAAGCUGGCCUGCUUUUGUGCUAUAACUAUGUUUGCUAUUACCGCAAAGUGUGUCCCUUUAACGGGGGCUCAGCUCUGGUCCAGCCACUAGCUUCGGAUUUCCAUUUCAGCUGGAACCAGGUUCCUUAUGCGAUUGUUUGCGCCUUCCCUUACAUUUUGGCCUUCACUACCGAUUCCAUUGAGAUCCGGUUGGUGGUUAAUGGAAACCUCGUCCAUACAGCCGUGGUCCCAGCCUUGCAGCUGGUGGCAUCGAGGUCAGAUAUCUACUUCAGAGCUGCCACCGCAGUGAGCGAAGUGUCCAACAGCAGUUCGAAGGAGACCAGCUCCCCUGGGUCCCCUCAGACACCUUCAGUUCAUGAAAGUCCCAUUUUCUCCCCUACUUCAGCAGAAGGUGAAGCUUUGUGCAAAAAUAUCUACAAAAUCCCCCUCAGCAACCUGGUUGGCAGGAGCAUCGAGCGCCCACUCAAGUCUCCCCUGGCCCCCAAAGUCAUCACCACCCCAACGUCUGCUGGCAUCGCCUCUAUCCCAGUUGCACCUUCCCUCUCCUUGUCGCGCAUAGAGAUCAAAGAGAUUGCAAGCAGAACCCGCAAAGAAUUGCUUGGUCUGUUAGAUGAUCCUACUUCAAAGUCAGAAGGAGGGCAAAAGCAGAAGAAGCUUCCGUCAAAACCAUCAGACCCGAAGCAGGGAACUCAGCGGUCCUCAAGCAGUGACAGGCUCAUUGUGAGCUCGUUCGAAAGCACUUCCGAAGAGCCCCUCUUCUCUGCCGGUUCAGACCCUGACGCUGCCCCACCGGAUGAGGAGCCCCAUUCCAGCAAUCUCUUCCAACUCGGGGCCUCCUUUGACGAAGGCAUCAUUGAUCUGAAGUGAAGACAACUGGGACACAAUCUUUGCACGCACUCACCCCGUUCUCUGCCACUGGUUUCCCUCCACCCCCUGUCCCAAUUUUGUACAACUCUCUAAACAGUAUGCAUCUCACUAAAUGCUCUAGCAAUGUUAGAAGUGGUCACUACAUGCAAUCCAAGAGAGGAACUAAGGGAUCCAUCUCUGGAUGCCUGACUUUUCCAGCUUAUUGGCUUGUUAGAGGAAAAGAGACCAGGUGUGUGUGUGUGUGUGUAUAUAUAUAGAUAGUCUUUUUGGUGAAAUAAGAGAGCAGUCACCCAGUUUGGGUGAAAGCUUGGGUGAAGGAUCAAAUGAGCUUUAAUCAGUUAAUUGAUUAAAUCUUUAUCUAUUUUCACAUGGCACAGGAAGUCUCUUUCAAGGAACAGACUGCUUAUAUUUCAGGGGUGGGGCAAGUUCCUAAGUGCCCCCUGUCCAUGGUAACAGGCCAACAGACAUGUUUCCUUUCUCCACCAGCACUGGAGGAGGGAGAUGACCUGGACAGUCUUGGAGAUUGUCCCCAGGUUUGGAAAUCAGAACAGAGGGAACUAAAGAAGAGGAAGUUCUCUUCGCUGAGCCACAUUUCCCACCAUUUGAAGCUAAAAGGAGGGUCCUGGACCCGUGCCGAGAGUGGCCGCCAACUUCCUUGUCUGAAACAGGAUCUGGCCAGGGAUUCUGCCUCCUCCUUGGUCUUAGCUUGUAUUCCUGUAAUUCAGAAAAAUUACAUAGGAAAGUAGGGAGUCACUGGGGAAGAGAAAUUCCCUGCCACGCGAGUGAGAUCCUGGAAGCAUCUGGUCUGUCACUGCAGAGCGGUGUUUCUCAACCGUGGCAACUUCAAGCACGCUGGCUGGGGAAUUCUGGGAGUUGACGUCCACACAUCUUGAAGUUGCCAAGGUUGAGAAACACCGCUGUAGGGCAUAGGCUGCUGGACUCGAAUGUCACAACCCAAAGGUGUGUUGGUGCAUGGAGUGCCCCCCAACGUGGCUUCUAAACUGAAUUCUCAUGUGAUCAGAAAGAAGUACACGAAUGGCAAGUUGUCCCACUCUGCUUAACCUGCUAUGGCAAAAUUGUACGGUGCCCUCUUGAAAUAGCCCUUGGGUCUGAUCCAGGAGGGUCAAAAAGAACCCUGGGAUUCUUUAAUUUAAAAGGUGUAACUUAACCCCCAAAGAUAAAUAAAUAAAUACACACACACACACAGUGUGUGUGUGUGUGUUUGUGUAUGUAUGUAUGUAUGUAUAUGGAUUGUUCAAUUAACGAUAGCUGCUUCUGGCUAGAAAGAGUCUUGUUUGAGGAAUCCAAUCAGCGGCAGAAACAUUGCCGUCCUGCUAAACCAUUAGCUUUUCCUCUUUGGUUGUAGCAGAGGGGCAGAACAGGCCUUUCUUGAGCUGAAACUUGGAAAUCCGACAACUGUUCUUCCCCUCCCACCUCGUUUUCUCAUUUUGAUUAAUGGAUAGAUGUCCCCCCUCCCUCUGCUGACUAGCCAGAAAAGGUUAGGUUGAGCAUACAGGUAGUCCUCACUUAACAACCACAAUUGGGACUGGAAUUUUGGUGGCUAAGCGCAGUGGGUCAUUAAGCGAAUCUGACCGGAUGUUAUGACCUUUUUUUCAGAAGUAGUUAAGUGGAUCACUGAAGCCGUUAAGCGAACUAUGUGGUCGUUAAGCGAAUCACGUGGUUCCCCAUUGAUUUUGCUUGCCAGGAGCUGGCCAGGAAGGUUGAAAAUGGCGAUCACGUGACCAUGGGAUGCUGCGACGGUCAUAAAUGCGAACCGGUUGCCAAGCACCCAAAUUAUGAGCUUUCACGAAAGAUUCAAGGAGGUUUUGGAAGAGACACCACUCCUCCGGGGUGUGAAUGCCAAAGCUACUUCCAACCUCUGUUAAGUAGGGUUUGCAGUUUGGGUCUUUCAAAGGCUUGACAACCUGUGGCAUGAGAAAGGUACCUUUGCCCUCUCUUGGGCAGGGCGGGAACCUGUCUCAAAGCUGCUUUUAAUCCCUCAAAGGUGUUUGCCUGUUCUCGUGACCCACCCCCUUCGCCCUUUCCUCCUUCCUCAUGUUGACAGUUUCUGUCCUGUGGUUUGUUAGACACCCUGAGAAACCAGAUGUCCAUCUGAAGGGGCCGGUGGCCCUACCGCAGGAGAAACGUUUGCACCCAAAGGCUGUCCUCUGCCCUAAUUCCAACAUUUCCUUGUCGAGUUAACCACAUCAACUGAUUUGUCUUCCCUUACACCAAUAGUCCCACUCUACUUGUUUGUUUGAUCCUUCCUGGUGGAUCUUCCAUUCCACCUUUGAUCUCCUACCUCUUUUGCCCACCAAGAUUCCAUGAUCCAGUCCCUCUGCCUUUGCCUGAUUGCCUUAUUUUUUGCUCAUUGGACAGAGCACUUAAUCCAUCUCAAGCAGGAUGGUUAUACUGAACAAACCAUUUGACUGUUUUGCCUGGCCCACUCUUCCCAAGGGACCAGCCCCCUAGUAAAUAAAACACUGCACCCUUGGCUAGUAGAAAACAAGCAGCUGAGUUUCUGGUGUUAAUGGAGGAGAGCAGCUGGGAUAGCUGAGCAGGUAUGCCAUUCGAAAAAAAUAUGGCGGAAAGUAUCAGUAAAGCCACAAGCUGAUAGAUGCAGGUCUCCCUUUCCUGAGUACACAGUGGCCCAUUUCCCAUGCAUCUCAAAUGCUGGUUUCUAGAAUGGCCAGUCUGUAGGGCUGGGACCAGCACCCAACAAAAUUAGAAUCUGCGGCUGAGUUCCAAACCCAUUGUAAUUUCUAAUCAGCUUGCAGAUUAGUGGAGCUAAACAAUGGACACCUACCCAGGGCCGCAACUGGAGCGGGGGGCAAGCGGGGCAUGUGCCCCAGGUGCCACGCUGGGAGGGCACCAAAAUGAGUGCUGGGGGGGCUCCAAGAUGGGCGUGGAAUCCAUGUUUGCCCUGGGUGACACAGACCCUAGUUGCGGGCCUGCACCUACCUCUGCUGACAGAGCCAGCCAAGGGUGAUGGGAGUUGGAAUAGAUGCACGGCCCUCAAGAAAUCCUAGAGAGAAAGAAGCUGGGAUGAAGGACAGGGUGAGCUGGGUACAAGCUCCGAGAUGGUUGCAUAGAUUUGUGCAGAAACGGACUCGUUCGUUUUGGAGGGCUCGGGGGCUUUCGACCUUUGGGAUCUCUUUUCAGAUGUAGCAUCUCUCAGCUUCUCUUCCUUUUUAACACCUUUGUUUGCAGACAAGUAGACGUUUGCUGCAGAUGGUACGCCUGCGUUUCUGCUUUGGUGAAAAUCGUCUUUCCCCCCACUCCUCUCCGAUUCCAAAAGAGCGUUUUUGGGAAAGUGGGGCAUAAUCUCAUUGCCGCAUAAUCUUGCUGGGGGCGGCUUCUGGUGAAUUAGCAGAACGAUUCCCACGUGUCAUUCCCACCUGCUUUCUGUAUGUAUGUUUGCUUCCAGUUGAGGGCUGUGUACCCCUGACAAUUGUAAAAUCAAAGGUCUUCCAGGUAGAGCAUGUUGAGAAGAAGGUUUGAGUGCACAUAUAGGAAGAGACAGUAGGCUCUGGAACACUGUAAUUACAAUUUCGGCUCUUCUCUGCUGUCUUCAGUUCAUUUGUUUUUGUGCCUUCGAGUCAAUGUUGACUCCUGGCGACCGCCUGGACAAGUCCCUGCUGUUUUCUUGGCAAGGUUUUUCAGAACUGGUUUGCCAUUGCCUCCUUCCUAGGGCUGAGAGAGAGGGACUGGCCCAGGGCCACCCAGCUGGCUUUGUGCCAAAGGUGGGACUAGAACUCGCUGCCUCUCAGUUUUUAGUCUGGUGCCUUCGCCACUGCACCAAACUGGCUCUCCAUUGCUGUCUUCAGCACCUGAUGGCAAAUUUACCAAGCUUCUUAUGCUUAAAAAAAGAGACACCGUUGUCUCCAAGGCUGUCCCAAUUCAAAUAUUGCCUUGAAGCUGAGUGUCACUUCAACCUACUAAAAAAGCAUUCACAAAUGGCCCACAUUUAAUUGGGGCCACGCUAAUCCUCCCAAUACUAUUUUCAUGGUGAAAAUGGUGCUCCAGUGGUACGAUAAAGUAUCCCUUUGAAAUUCCAGUGAUGGCAGAUUCAUCCAUCCGAUACCGGAUCUUUUUGCACUGCAGGAGGGCUAAAGGCAGUUUUGGGAAGCGAGGAGCAUUUUAAGUCACGGAAGCAUAAAGCACAGGAGGAAAACUGGUUGAAUUCCUUCUUUUUCUGAAAUGCAGUGGCUCUGCCUAAUACACCGCCAGCUGUAUUAUUUUAUUUUCAUCCACGUGGGCAACUCUUUGGGGGUCCUUCCCAUUUUAGCCAAUUCCACUGACUUGCACGAAGUCUUAGACGAGACAUUGUGUCUUAGCAUAUCCAGCCACAAAAUGCAGAUAACCAGACAGGGCUCCCUUUCUGAAGGGAAAUCAGAAGCAAAACCUGAGGGGCAGUGCUUGAUGUUGGUUAAAUGCUUAAGUUCCUUUCAUACAUUCACCAGGCAGAUUUUCUGCUGGCCCCAGAGCUGCAUUUACGAUUCGUAUGUGACUGUUAAUUGCUCAUAUCUCCAUUAGUGAAAGAAUGUGGAAGCGGGGUUGUGAGUUUUUAAAAAGCAUUAUCUGUGCUUUGGUUUUUCAGAUGCUGUACAUAAUUGGGGAGUGGGGUGAGGAAAAGGAUUAAUCACCAGUGUCUCCUGGCUCAAGAGAGCAUUUUUCUUAGUGCUUAAACUCAAGGGGGUAUUGAAUAUAUUUCCUAGUUUUCUGCUCCGUCUCCCAACAGACGGUCUUACUCUUGAAACCAGAACCGAGCUAACCACCUCUAGCCCGGCACCUGUUCAUAUUAUGAGCUUCAUCUCCUACCAGCGCUUGCCCAUGCUGCUUGGGGAUGCUGGGAGUUGUAGUCUAAGAGACGGAGGGAUGGUUACAAGAUUCAGGGAGGCUGAUCUGUCCUUUCGUUCCUGUCUUCCUCUUAAGCAGAAGUCCUGGAAAGGCUUAGCAGCGUUUUCCUGCCCAGUAGACCAUCCACUGUUGCAAAUUAAAAGAGAGAGAGAGAGACCAGGCAACAGGACCACCCUUUGCCAGAAAACGUGGCAGCAAGCAUUUGCCUCUUUGAAGAUCACGGCCGCAGUUGUAGCGUUAACAUUACACACUGAUCUGCUACGGUCACCUUUGCACGUCUGUUCUGUUUGUGCCAUUUGACUUGGUGUCUCAACUCUUCCACGUAUCCCCGUGGUAGUCCUAUGUCUCCAAAGGAAGAACUCUCCUGUUGCUGCCUCUUCUUCCUCCUCCUCCUCCUCCUCCAUCUUCGGUGGGGGUGGGUGGCUGUUUCCUGCAAGUAUGACUUGCUAGUAUUUAUUAAAUAUUUCUCUCGCCAGACAGAAGGCACUUUGAAGCUGAUGUAUGUACAAAAGAGUUUGUCGUCAACACUGGUUGCUUGUUCUCCUUUCCCAUUUUUCUUUCAAAAAAAAAAAAAAGCACCCUCGAGCACUGUCCGGCAUGAGUUAGGUGUGACUUCCCCGUCCCCACCCCCCAAAGCAACAGAUGGAGAAGGAAGGCAGAUUCGGCCACAUCCUUUCCACCUUUUUCCAGCAUCUCCCCGCUCUUGUUUCCAAGUAGGAUGCAACUUCUGCCUGGGAUUUGGUGCUCUAUUUAUGGUGGGGCCUGGGGGAGAAAUCUCGUUUUGAUGAUCCACGUGUUUUAGAAGAGGGAUGAGGGACAACCGAACUGGUUGCGGGAAGGGAUGGGAGAAUCAAGGUGAAGUUUACAGCUUAAAUCCAUGAAACCACCUCUUCCUAAACUUCACUCUUGGGAUCUACCGACGAGUAAAGGGGUCAGCCCCUUUCAGCGCCAGCUGUUGUUCACAGUCAAGGCUGGCUGAUCUCACCAAGAUGAUCCCAUGCAGGAUAACUCAGAAAUCCAAGUUAAAGUGGCUUUGGGAUGGCAUCUUCGCCAUGCCAUGCUAUGUGGGUGGAUCAGAAAAUUAAGCCUCCUGAAAUCUUUUGGGCUUACUCCGCUUAUUGACGCGUAUUGGAUCACAGCUUUACUCACACCUAACUUUUUUGCUGGAUUGUGCCCCUUGACUGUUAACUCUAGUGGGAUUUUGUACUUUUCAAUGAUUCCGUGCUGUCAGCCUGUGGCUUACCCUCUUGUGAGUCUCAAAGUUUAAAUUAUACCACCAAGUGUCUUAAACUUAAUUGUAUUUGCCAUUGUUUUUCAAUGCUACAAGUAAUAAUGUAUUAUUAUUUCCUUUUUUUCUGAGUGUUUUCAAAUAUGGCUUGUAAAAACGAGAGAGCGAGCGAGCAUCACAGUAUACGAUGACAGACAUCUGUUCUGGAAGUUCCAUAGACCACAGCUGUAAAAUCAACUGUUGGGUUUUUUUUUCUUCCUUGAUAUGUAAUAAAUAUUUAUGAUAUUUGAUAA